Molecule: messenger RNA, 681 nt
Organism: Ciona intestinalis (vase tunicate)
Lineage: Eukaryota; Metazoa; Chordata; Ascidiacea; Phlebobranchia; Cionidae
Source: RefSeq, a predicted model, not a curated record
CUUUUUAGGAAACUAUUAAUUACAGCCAAGGUUUUCUUUGCCAUAAAAAAAUCGGCAAAAAAAGCCAUAAAAGUUGGAGCGACGCGUUUUAAGAAUGCAGGGGUUUCUUAUCGUGAUUCUGCAAACGUGGAAAUCUCAUGUCUUGUGUCGGGUUUUCCCUGCAUGCAGAUGGCCCCUUAUUAAGCGAGGAUUUCCACAACGCUUUUCAAAGCAAGUCACGCCGUUCAUGUAAGCCAUUAUAGUAAGCGCUGAUCUAAAGAUUUGAGGUUCGAAUGUACGGCGUAUUCAAAGUUGGUCGUUCCACCCGAACCUCUACUUUUAUCUUCGCCGUGGUCAGCGUGUACGUCAUAUUAAUGUCACAAAUACUAACCCAAGCUUUCCCCACACCGAGGUGUGAACUUGUAACCAACUGGGAGGGAUGGGAAACGGCGCCCGGCAAAGUCCUUCGAUGUCCAACACCUAACUUUGUCACUGACCAACUUUUCCUGGUUAUUUGUUCGAAUCGAAAUUGCCGCAACCCGCAAACAAACGCGAAGAUACGCGGUUACUACAGCAAGCCUAUUAAACGCACCAUAAAGUUGCUUGAUAGACAUAACAAUUACAGAGAUAUUGAGAUUUCGGUUGGUUGUUUCUGUAAAAGACGUGUGUGACUUUACAUCGGUAGAAACCUUCGAAUAUUUC